CCAAAACCCUUUCCCAGUUCCCCUUCCUCGGUAGAUCUUGUAAAACCCUAUCCCUCUCCCUCUCUCUCUCUGCGGCAUCGCUCUGCAGAGAUGGUGGGUCCUCUGCUUCGAACCCUCUGGUCAACCACGACACGAAGGUCCUUCUCCUCUCGACCAUCUCCAUAUGCCAAGCUCAAUCCUUGUUUCUCCUCCCCACGCGCCGCCGGUUUCCUCUCACGCGCCUUCUCCGCCGCAACCGCCACUGCCGCAACCGCCGGCGCGGAGGCGAGCUCGCUAGACCCUAGUCGGCUGAGGAACGUGGCCGUUAUAGCUCAUGUCGAUCACGGGAAGACGACGCUCAUGGACCGGCUUCUCCGACAGUGUGGCGCCGAUAUCCCCCACGAGCGCGCCAUGGAUUCCAUCAGUCUCGAACGCGAGCGAGGGAUCACUAUUGCCUCUAAGGUGACAUCCGUACCGUGGAAGGACAACGAACUGAACAUGGUAGACACGCCAGGUCACGCAGAUUUUGGUGGUGAGGUUGAACGAGUUGUAGGCAUGGUUGAGGGAGCUAUAUUAGUUGUUGAUGCCGGCGAAGGUCCGCUUGCGCAAACAAAAUUUGUUCUUGCCAAGGCCUUGAAGUAUGGGCUGCGGCCUAUUCUUCUGUUGAACAAGGUAGAUCGACCUUCAGUUUCUGAAGAGAGGUGUGAUGAAGUGGAGGGUUUGGUAUUUGAUCUUUUUGCAAAUCUGGGUGCCACAGAGGAGCAACUAGAGUUUCCUGUACUUUAUGCUUCUGCAAAAGAAGGGUGGGCAUCUUCAACCUUCACCAAAGAUCCUCCAGCAGAUGCUAGGAACAUGUCAGAGUUGCUUGAUGCCGUAAUAAGGCAUGUUCCGCCACCAAAUGCAAGCCUUGAUGAGCCUUUCCAGAUGCUGGUUUCAAUGAUGGAGAAAGAUUUCUAUCUUGGACGAAUAUUGACUGGAAGAAUAGAUUCUGGAGUUAUUCGUGUUGGUGACAGAGUCCAUGGGCUGCGGAAUAAAGAUUCCAGCUCUGAGAAAAUAGAAGAAGGAAAGGUUGUAAAGCUAAUGAAAAAGAAAGGAACAACAAUUGUCUCGAUAGAUGCUGCAGGAGCUGGUGAUAUAAUUUGUAUAGCUGGUUUGGGAGCUCCGUCAAUAGGUCAUACUGUGGCAAAUACAGAGGUCAUGGCUGCACUUCCCACGGUUGAGUUGGAUCCACCAACCAUUUCCAUGACUUUUGGUGUCAAUGAUUCUCCUCUGGCUGGUCGAGAUGGCACUCACUUAACUGGAGGGAAAAUUGGUGAUCGCUUACUGGCAGAAGCAGAAACAAAUCUCGCAAUAAACGUGAUUCCAGGCAUGUCAGAGUCAUUUGAAGUUCAAGGGAGAGGAGAACUUCAACUUGGUAUCUUGAUAGAGAACAUGAGACGGGAAGGUUUUGAACUCUCUGUCUCGCCACCUAAAGUCAUGUAUAAAAGUGAAAAUGGACAAAGGCUUGAACCAAUAGAAGAAGUGACUAUUGAGGUUAAUGAAGAGCACGUGGGACUAGUGAUGGAAGCUCUGUCCCAUAGGCGGGGGGAGGUCGUAGAUAUGGGUCCUGUACCUGGAAAUGAUGGUAGGACAAGACUGUCAUUAACAUGUCCUUCAAGAGGUUUGGUUGGGUACAGGAGUGUGUUCAGCAGCGACACCCGUGGAACUGGAUUUAUGCAUCGGGCUUUUCUAACUUAUGAAAAGUACAGAGGUCAGCUUGGCAAUGUCCGGAAAGGAGUAUUGGUUUCAAUGGGGUAUGGUACCAUCACAGCUCAUGCACUGAUGAGUUUAGAAGCUCGGGGAACUCUCUUUGUCAAUCCGGGAAUGGAGACGUAUGAUGGAAUGAUCAUCGGUGAACACUCCCGGGAUUCUGAUCUCGACGUUAACCCGGUUAGGACCAAAGAACUCACGAAUGUUCGAGCUGCUUGCAAGGACGAUAACGUGAAGCUAUCUCCACCCCGCCUUCUGACACUCGAGGAAGCCAUUGGAUAUGUCGCCUCUGAUGAACUCAUUGAGGUCACACCAAAGGCGAUCCGGAUGAGGAAGAGAUGUCUGGACGUGAACAAGCGUAAAUCCCUGAGCAAGCGUCAAAAGGAGUAAACCGUCCUCCUUAACCGGUUCCGUUUCCAAUUUUGAUUUUGUUAAACCGGUUCGGUUCUGGAUUUUUUGGCUGCCGUGCGUGGUCAGCAAUCUUUAUUUAUUAUUACACAAAAAAGGCACCAAUCGAUGUUAUGAGGUGACUCGAUUCAUAACUUCAAUUAUAUGUUAACAAUAAUCAGAUACAUCAUGUUUGUAUAAUAAUUUAUUUUUGUUGGUUA
This is a messenger RNA of Tarenaya hassleriana, 2336 nucleotides long. Its product is annotated as GTP-binding protein TypA/BipA homolog. Gene Ontology annotation, cellular component: ribonucleoprotein complex; cytosol. NCBI's taxonomy places the organism in Eukaryota, Viridiplantae, Streptophyta, Magnoliopsida, Brassicales, Cleomaceae. Gene Ontology annotation, molecular function: GTP binding; GTPase activity. The record is from RefSeq and is a predicted model, not a curated record. The transcript has 17 exons. Bases 91 to 2118 code for a protein of 675 amino acids.